AUGUCAGGUGGGUCGAAAGUUCAUAACUGCCGGCGCACAGACGACUUUGUACCUGCCAAUCCCAGCGGCAGAACAUCAGCCAAAAAAGCAAAAGUUAGGUUUGAGGUAGACCAAAAGGAGGAAUGCCCUGUGCCUAGGAUAGCCUCCAUAUCCAAGGCAUUGGAAAACGCUCCCGUACAGCCAGCCGAUAGGCGCGGCUUCGAAAUCGCUAUAAUAUGUGCUUUACCUUUGGAGGCCAACGCCGUCGAGAGCUUGUUCGAUGUGCGGUGGGAUGCCGACAGGGAUGUCUACGGUAAAGCUUCAACGGACCCAAACGCAUACUCUACAGGAGUUAUUGGACAUCACAAUGUUGUUUUGGCCCAUAUGCCGGGAAUGGGAAACGCUGCAGCAGCAAGCGCAGCAGCUCAUUGUCGAUCUAGCUUCGAAGGAAUCAAACUGGGGUUUGUCGUUGGUGUAUGCGGUGGCGUACCUUUCACAAAAGACCGUGAGGAAAUUGUGCUUGGGGAUGUGGUAAUUAGUCUUGGAAUCGUUCAGCAUGACCUCAAGAGGGAGUACCCUGAUAAAUCCGUGAGGAAACAAUCUAUGCUAGACACCCUAGGUCGCAACAAUGCCGAAAUAAGAUCACUCUUGUCUAAGUUACGAGCUCAAAGAAAUAGGAAAAGGCUCCAGGAAAGAACCGCUCAUUACCUUUCAGCUUUAGAAGAUGAAUUCGGUGAGCUAGCCUCUUAUCCCGGGGUACUUGAGGACAAGCUGUUCGAACCGCAUUAUCGACAUAAACAUCAGACUCAGUCAGAUUGCCAGAUAUGCGGCAAUCAUAACCAGAUAAACGAUCCGGUAUGCGAGGCAGCGGUGCAUCUAAGCUGUAAUGACCUUGGAUGCGAUAGAGGCAAACGGGUCUCUCGGGCCCGGCUAGACAAUACUAGCCAAUCCGGUGCGCACAUACCUGCAAUCCAUUUCAGACUAAUUGCAUCGGGGGAUACGGUAAUGAAAUCCGGCUCUGAAAGGGAUGAAAUUGCGGCAAAGGAAGACGUAAUUGCGUUUGAGAUGGAGGGAGCGGGCGUAUGGGACAACUUACCAUGCUUGGUUAUCAAGGGGGUUUGCGAUUACGCUGAUAGCCACAAAAGUAAGAAAUGGCAGAAUUACGCAGCAGCAACCGCGGCGGCUUGUACAAAGGCUUUCUUAGAUCACUGGCCUAAGCCUACUCGGGCAGCGGUUUCGUGA
Molecule: messenger RNA, 1221 nt
Organism: Orbilia oligospora ATCC 24927
Lineage: Eukaryota; Fungi; Ascomycota; Orbiliomycetes; Orbiliales; Orbiliaceae
Exons: 1
Coding region: 1-1221 (406 amino acids)
Biological process (GO): nucleoside metabolic process
Molecular function (GO): catalytic activity
Source: RefSeq, a predicted model, not a curated record